This is a messenger RNA of Geodia barretti, 1077 nucleotides long. The record is from the annotation of a GenBank genome assembly. NCBI's taxonomy places the organism in Eukaryota, Metazoa, Porifera, Demospongiae, Tetractinellida, Geodiidae.
AUGGCCUCAGCCACGCCCAUAUUGCAACUCAGAAACAUCGUAAAGAGCUUCGGCAGCCUGAACGCCGUCGACGGCGUCAGCCUCGAUAUCGAGGAAGGCGAGCUCUUUACCAUCGUCGGCCCCUCGGGCUCGGGCAAGACGACGCUCAUCCGCUUGCUGGUCGGGAUGGAUUCGCCGACCUCCGGCGACAUCCUGCUCAGGGGCAAGCGGAUCAACGACGUCCCCGCCAACAAGCGCCCGACCUGCAUGGUCUUCCAGUCGCUGGCGCUCUUUCCGCACAUGAGCGUGGGCGAGAACGUCGAGUACUCGGCCAAGUGCAAGGGCAUCGGCAAGAAGGAACGCCGGCAGCGCGCCGCCGAGUGCCUGAAGCUCUCCCACCUGCCGCAGAGCUACUACGACAAGGCCGUGACCCAGUGCUCGGGCGGCGAGCGCCAGCGCGUGGCGCUGGCCAGAGCAUUGGCCUUCAACCCGGAGAUCCUGUUCUUCGACGAGCCGCUGUCGGCGAUCGACUAUCGCCUGCGCAAGACGCUGGAGAAGGAGCUCAAGGACAUCCAGCGCGAGACGGGCAAGACCUUCGUCUACAUUACCCACAGCCUCGAAGAGGCGAUGGUGAUGUCCGACCGUAUCGGCGUGAUGCGCGAAGGCAAGCUCGCGCAGGUCGGCAGCCCCGCGACGAUCUAUACCCAGCCUGAGAACCGCUUCGUCACCGAGUUCAUGGGCGAGGUGAAUUCGCUCCCGGUGCAGCUCGCCGAUGACGGGCGGCUCCACUGCGAGACGCUCGACGCCAGCUUCGAGCCGCCUGCCGGGAUGCCGCCGGGCUUCAGCCGCGGCGUUCUGAUCGUGCGGCCGGAGAACGUCGCGAUCUCCGAUGGCGCGGCGACGGAGGCGGGCGACAAGGCGAUCCGGGGCGAGCUCUUCAACGAAUAUCUGCUCGGCUCCCGCAUCCAGUACCAGGUGCGGAGCGGCGCGAUGGUCUUCCUCAUCGAGGAGCUGCGCGCCGACGCCGUCACGCGCCUGCCGGGCGACAAGGUGACGCUCUCCUGGCAACCGGGCGAUUCGAUGGUCUUCCCGGAAUGA